AUGGGGGUUCAUCCUCAUCAACGUCAGUUCAAGCCGAUCAACGCAUUUAUUAUCGUGGUCAUGGCUCUUGGAUCUGUGGCAUAUGGCUAUUCAGCCAGCAUCAUAGCGACCACGCUGGCCCAACCCUCUUUCUACACAUACUUCAAUCUUGCGUCCCACUCCAAUGAGAACGACAUCAUCGGAUUGAUGAAUUCACUCUACCAAGCUGGCGGGUUUCUAGGGACUUUUACCGUCGCGUUCUCUGCGGAUCGCUGGGGUCGACGCGCCGGGAUCGCCAUCCCGACAACCCUGGUGUUGGUCAUGGGUGCCUUGCUUGCCGGAAGCGUCAACCUCGCCAUGUUCAUUGCCUGUCGGUUCUGGGCUGGCUGGGGCGCCUAUAUGCUAGUUUCUGCUGUUCCAGUCUGGAUGAACGAGGUUGUCCCCGCGCACGGUCGCGGGGCUCUGGUUGCAGUCCAUGGAGCAUCCCUGCUUUUGGGAUACUGUCUGGCCGCUUGGGUGGGCUUUGGUUUCUGGCAUAUUUCAGCUACCAACAACUUGCAAUGGCGUGGGCCGACGCUCCUUCAGUGUCUUCCCGCGGCAAUUCUCCUGCCCUGCCUGUAUUGGUUGCCAGAAAGCCCUCGGUGGUUGGUCAUCCAAGGUCGAGACGAGGAAGCGAGACGUAUCCUCCAUAAACUUCAUGCACCCGACGAAGCCGAUCACGAGCUUAUCCAGAUCAAGGCGCAAGCUGAGACCGAGGACCGCCUCGACAGCUCCUACUGGGCUCUGUUCACGAAGCCAAGUUAUCGUAAACGAAUGAUCUUGGCGUUCACCACCACUGUCUCGAUCCAGUUCUGCGGUCCAAUCCUGAUCAAUAACUACGGCCCAACUAUCUACAAAAGCCUAGGGUUUAGUGCCAGCAAGCAACUUCUGUAUGAGUGCGGAUGGCUGACCCUUGCCUUUGGUGGGGGCCUUAUUUCACUUUAUGUGGUGGACAGCAUGCCCCGUCCAGUCCUCUUCGCAGGCGGUAUCACUGGGGCUCAGGUGUGUCUGUGCAUCGAAGCGGCGCUGGUCGCCACAUACGCCACCUCUCCUGAAUCCCUAGCCCACCCUAACGAGUCUGCCUUGAAAGCCGCGGUUGCAAUGUUCUACGUCUACAUUGUCAUCUUCGAAUCAACAUUGGAUAGUGGCCAGUUUGUCUACCUUGGAGAGCUGUUCCCAACUCAUCUUCGAGCCAAGGGCAUCAGCUUCGGCAUGGCCGGCGUCAAUCUGAUCAACAUCGUCUGGCUCCAAGUAGCACCGACCGCCUUUUCAACCAUUGGCUGGAAAUUCUACCUUGUCCUCAUCAUCCCGGGUAUGGCUUUCGCCGUGUUGAUCUUCUUUUGGUUCCCCAAUACGCGUGGGGUGCACCUUGAGGAAGUUGCGGAACUGUUUGGUGACGAAGUCAACCACUCCGUCGCACAAGUUGUUUAUCAUGAAAAAGAAGAAUCUAAGGGAGAGGACGGCCAUCUGAAUGAGCGGGAGCCAAGUGUGCUGGGAGCACAGAAACUCUUCAGUCACCACGAAGAAGUGAAUUCUGUGUGA
Molecule: messenger RNA, 1560 nt
Organism: Fonsecaea multimorphosa CBS 102226
Lineage: Eukaryota; Fungi; Ascomycota; Eurotiomycetes; Chaetothyriales; Herpotrichiellaceae
Exons: 2
Coding region: 1-1560 (519 amino acids)
Biological process (GO): carbohydrate transport; transmembrane transport
Cellular component (GO): membrane
Molecular function (GO): carbohydrate:proton symporter activity
Source: RefSeq, a predicted model, not a curated record